AUGAUUGAUAUGGAUUCUUAAAAUAAGAAAAUUGAAGAUAGAUUUGUUUGUGUUGAUUGCAUAUUUGAAAACCCGUUAAUUAAGUAUUAAACAAUUGAAAAUGUUAAUAAAUUAUGGAUAGAUUAUAAUUAGGAAUCUGAAAAUAUAUUUUCAAAUUAUAAAAAGGAAAGUAAAAAUAAAAGAAAUGAUUUAUUCAAUCAAAUUACUCAAAUGAGAAGAAAUUACAAUUAGAAAUUGAAUGAAAUUAGUGAAAAAUUAAUCUCUGAAUAAUUCUUAUCAAUUCAUAAAAGCAAAGAAAUUAAUUAAAUUAAGAGGAUCUCAAUAUAAACUUUAUAAAAUGAAUAAUUAUUAAAUGAUUUAACCUUAUUAAUUGAAAAAGAAAAAGUAAAUUAAGGUUAAAAAAUGUCAAUUUUAAAAAAUAAAGAGUCAAUUUUUCAGUAAGAAAUUGAAAAUCAUUUAGAAUCAUUAAAAUAAAUUGAUUAAUUAGAUAUUUAAUAAUCAAUAGAUAUACUCAAAUAAAUACCACUUGAACGUAAUGUAAUUUUUCAAUUAUAAGAACAUAUUUCAUAAUUUUCUAAUUGUGCAUAGACUAAGGAUUAAAAUUAGAUAAAAUUUAUAAAAGAUAUCCUGAAAUUGAUCGAUUAGGCUAAAAAGUACUAAUGCUAAAUAAACUUAUUUGAUUAGACUAUUAAUUUGUUUUAAAUGCACAAUAAUACAAUAGAUUAAAUCUAAUAACAAAUUUUAAAUUAAACUAAAGAUUAGAUUAAUAACUAGUAUUAGAAUCUAUCAACAAUAAUUAAUGAUUACAUCAAUACUUUUGAUAAUAAAAGUAAAUAGAUCAAGAAAUAUUGUAGUAUUGAAAAAUUGGAAGGAGAUUUAUUAAAGUUGACAGAAAUCAAUAAAAACUUAGAAAAUGAAAAAACUAAUCUAUUAAACAAAAUGUCCAAGUAAUUAGUUGAAAAACAGUAGGAAUAUUAAAAAGUAUUAGAGGAAUAACAGACUAAGAAUUAAAACCAAAUUGAUGAGUUGACUAUCAAAUUAUAAUCAAAGGAAAAAGAAAACUAAAAUUUCAAAGAGUUAUUUGAUCAAAAAACUUAAGAAAUACUAAACCUGAAGAAAUAAAAAGAAGAGGAUAAAUUACAGCUUAUUAAAAAUUUAGAAGAUAACAAAAAAAAAUAAGUCGAAGAAAUGGCUGAAAUAAUCAAUCAAAAGGAAUCAGAGUUCCAAAAUGUAUAACGACAACUUGAUUAGAUUAAUUAAGAAAAUGUAUAAAAAGAAAUAUAAUUAAAAUUAGAAUUAGAAAAAAUCAAACAAUAUCCUAAAAUUUUAGUAUUUUCUAAUACAUACAAGCAUCCAAAUUGUUAAGUGAGUGAAGGUGGAAAAGUUGUUGAGAAUAUUAGUAGUAGUUGGUUAUAUUGUCUUUGUGAAUAAGCAAUUCCAAAGAAUGGGAAAACACUGUUUGCAUUCUAAAUGAUCAGUGGAACUUACUUUAAUGUUGGAAUAGGAUUCAGAGAUAUUAUAUAAAAAAAUAAUUAUGACCUAGAAGUUGGUAAUGGAUAAUAUUUGAUAACCCAUAAUGGUUAUACUUUCUCUCAUCAUAACAAAAAUGUUGAUAACAAAUAAUUAUCAUUCACUUUUACAACUAACGAUGUAAUAAUAAUUGAAGUAAGUAUUGAACAUAAAUAUAUCAAAUGGACGAGAUAGAAUAAUUCAUUAGCAACCGUUAUGCUAGAAAUAGAUACAUCCUUAUCAUAAGAAUUAUAUUCAUGUGUUUACUUUUAUUAGUCCAAAAUUAAAAUAUUGGAUAAUAUUCCAAAUUGAAUGUAGAAAAUUAUAAAAAAUAAUAUCAUUUAUAUGUCAAUUUUAUUUAUUUAAA
Messenger RNA from Paramecium tetraurelia, 1876 nucleotides. RefSeq lists its product as uncharacterized. The transcript has 8 exons. The record is from RefSeq and is a predicted model, not a curated record. NCBI's taxonomy places the organism in Eukaryota, Ciliophora, Oligohymenophorea, Peniculida, Parameciidae.